UCUUGUCACAUUCUUCACACUCACUCCAACACCAAACUCAAAAACCAUGCAAACUUCUUUAAUACUUUCACCACUUCCCACAUUCACUCCACCGGUCAACAAAGUCAAACCCACCACUCACCACCGUCUCCCACCAUGCUCUGCCGUAGCUUCACCACAUCUCCUACAUCGCCACACAGUCACCCACUCAAUGCCACCCGAAAAAGUUGAAAUUUUCAAGUCACUUGAAUCAUGGGCCUCAAACUCUGUCCUUCCACUACUCAAACCGGUUGACCAAUGUUGGCAACCUUCUGAGUUCUUACCCGUUUCAUCUCAGCCGUUCGAUCAAUUUUCGUACGAGGUCAAGUCGUUACGUGAUCGAACGGCUGAGUUGCCAGAUGAAUAUUUUGUUGUGUUGGUUGGAGAUAUGAUUACUGAAGAGGCAUUGCCUACUUAUCAAACAAUGAUUAAUACACUUGAUGGGGUUAGAGAUGAAACGGGUGCUAGCCCGAAUCCAUGGGCUAAAUGGACCCGGUCUUGGACAGCUGAAGAAAACCGGCAUGGUGACUUGCUUAAAACGUAUCUUUACCUUUCGGGUCGGGUUGAUAUGGAUAUGAUUGAGAAGACUAUUCAGAACCUCAUUAGUUCUGGCAUGGAUCCAGGAACAGAAAACAACCCAUAUCUAGGCUUUGUCUACACAUCAUUUCAAGAACGAGCCACAUUCGUCUCACACGGCAACACAGCUCGACUCGCCAAAGAACGCGGCGAUCCAAUACUUGCCCGAAUAUGUGGCACAAUCGCAUCAGACGAAAAGCGCCACGAAAAUGCAUACGUAAAAAUUGUAGAAAAACUACUAGAAGUCGAUCCAACGGGUGCAAUGAUCGCAAUUGCGGACAUGAUGAGGAAAAAGAUCACAAUGCCGGCUCAUUUGAUGACUGACGGCCAAGACCCGAAUUUGUUUGACCAUUUUUCGGCCGUGGCGCAACGACUAGGGAUAUAUACGGCUGAUGAUUAUGCGGAUAUAUUGGAGUAUUUGAUCGGACGGUGGAGAUUGGAGAAGAUUGAAGGGUUGAGUAGUGAAGGAAGGCGAGAACAGGAUUAUGUGUGUGGGUUGGCACCCAGGAUUAGGAAGUUGCAAGAGCGAGCUGAUGAACGUGCUAAGAAAAUGGGUCCACGUGGUGUUAAGUUUAGCUGGAUUUUUAAUAAUGAAGUUAUGGUGUAA
Molecule: messenger RNA, 1201 nt
Organism: Erigeron canadensis
Lineage: Eukaryota; Viridiplantae; Streptophyta; Magnoliopsida; Asterales; Asteraceae
Product: stearoyl-[acyl-carrier-protein] 9-desaturase 6, chloroplastic
Exons: 2
Coding region: 47-1201 (384 amino acids)
Biological process (GO): fatty acid biosynthetic process
Cellular component (GO): chloroplast stroma
Molecular function (GO): stearoyl-[ACP] desaturase activity
Source: RefSeq, a predicted model, not a curated record